CGGAGCUCAUUAGACAGCCAGACAACAGAACUUUGGUAUAUUCUCUGUCGGAACAGUAGGAGAUGGCUGAAGCUCGUUGUGCUGUGGAAGAACCUAGAGUUUCUCCAAUUAUAUCUGAAGAGGAGCAUAAACGAGAUAUAUUUCAGGAGUGGAAGCGGUCAAUCGUCCGUCGAUUUUAUAGAACAAGAAAUUUGAUCAACAAUGGGCUCUGGCCGACCUCCCUGUACAACCUGGGUGUGGUGGUGCUGAUACUGUCAUCAUGUAUGAUCUGGGACUGGGAGUUCUGUAAGGGGCUGACAUCCCGACUCUGGGGACUGGCUGAUACACUGUCUAUACCAGAAGGUUUUCCUGUAAUCCUCCGUGCGAUUUUGACAAGCUGUGUGGCAGGAUUCCUGUUCUUCGUUGCCCUGUUAUACAUACGUCGAUUACUGCUCCGAUCUCUCCUGUCGUACUCGGGAUGGAUAUAUGAACAGCCUAAGACUCAGUCUGUGACCACAAUAUUAUGGGGUGUGGCUGUACGGUGUGUGUUUGGUUACCACCCCCUCCUGUACAGCUGUCAGCAGUCCCUACCUAGGAUGAAUGUGCCGUCCCUCAGUCAGACCCUCGACACACUACUGCUCUCCUUGAAACCUCUAUAUGGCAACGACUCGGAGAAGUGGCAGCAAAUUACAAAAGACCGCCAGGAUUUUGAGAAAAAAAUCGGCCCAAAGUUACAACGAGUCUUGGUCCUGAAGUCCUGGUGGGCCCAGAAUUAUGUCUCCGACUGGUGGGAGAAGUAUGUUUACCUGAAGAGCCGGAGUACUCUCCUGAUCAACAGUAACUACUACAUCAUGGACCAGAGCUACUGGAUCGGGUCAACAUUACAGGUCGCCAGGACAGCUAAUGUGAUGUACCAAUUCCUGACCUUCAAGCAGCUUGUUCACCAUGAACGACUUGAGCCACUGGUCAUCAGGAAUACCAUACCGAUCUGUAUGGCCCAGUAUGAUAAAGUCUUCUCCACAACAAGAAUUCCGGGAGAAGACUGUGAUUCCUGGUUACAUAGUGAUUCUUCAGAGUCCAAGCAUGUGGCUGUGUUGAGGAAGGGACUGCUAUAUAAGGUCUGUGUGUUUGAUAAGAAAGGGAAGCUACUCACACCGUUACAGUUAGAAAAACAGCUGGAGUGGGUGAUGGAGGAUGCUGACGCUCAAACAGACAAUGUCAAUGAAGCAGAGAAGAGCAUUCCUGCCCUGACAGGGAUAGACCGCACGUCUUGGUACAAAAUUCGCACGGAGUAUUUCUCGGAGGGCAUCAACAAGGAAUCCUUAGAUACUGUGGAGAAGGCGAUUUUCUUUGUGAGCCUAUACGACUGUUCGUACAAUGAUCUGACGGAGCGUGGAAAGCACCUACUUGGAGGGACGGGGAUGUCCAUUUGGUUCGACAAGUCCAUCAACAUAAUCACCUUUCCCAACGGACGGUUCGGUCUCAACUGUGAACAUUCCUAUGCCGAUGCUCCAGUGAUUGGUCACCUGUCCGAGUUCAACAUGACCAAUGAGAUCUCAGAUAACCUGUACAUGCCUGAUGGUCACUGUAAACCACUACCAGAAGACGCAACAGUUCAGGAGAGGACCACGCCCACACAACUCCUGUGGGACGUUGAGGGUUCGUUAGCCUCCGUCAUCAAAGGUGCUGUCGGUACGGUCAGGAAGGCUAUAGAUGACCUUGACCUUUGUGUGAGAGACCAUGAUUUAUAUGGUAAAGGAUUCAUGAAGACUUGCAAGGUCAGUCCUGAUGCCUACAUACAGAUGGCCUUACAGUUAACAUAUUACAAGAAUGCUGGGAAAUUGGCUCUGACGUAUGAGUCCUCCAUGACAAGAUUUUAUCUCAACGGUCGCACGGAAACUGUGAGGUCAUUGACCUGCGAAUCGGCCUCAUUUGUAAGGGCGUACAAUGACCCGACUAUAGCUAAAGAGGAGAAACUGGAGCUGUUCAGAAAAGCAUGUCAAGGGCAUCAGAAAAUGUAUCGAGACGCCAUGACGGGGCAGGCAUGCGAUCGACAUCUCUUCGCCCUCUAUGUCGUCAGUAAGGGACUGGGAUAUGAGUGCGACUUCCUGAAGAAUGCCCUAACCAUUCCCUGGACACUGUCUACCAGUCAGCAGCCCCAACAACAGAUGGCCCGCAGUCCCGACUGUAACCUGCCCGAGUUCAAGGACAUG
Molecule: messenger RNA, 2192 nt
Organism: Mizuhopecten yessoensis (Yesso scallop)
Lineage: Eukaryota; Metazoa; Mollusca; Bivalvia; Pectinida; Pectinidae
Product: carnitine O-palmitoyltransferase 1, liver isoform-like
Exons: 15
Biological process (GO): fatty acid metabolic process; carnitine metabolic process
Cellular component (GO): mitochondrion
Molecular function (GO): carnitine O-palmitoyltransferase activity
Source: RefSeq, a predicted model, not a curated record